GCUGGUGUGGGGGAGGGACGGGGAGGAAGGUGGGGGUUUUGUUUGCUUCCUCGCUAUUACUACUGAUCCAGCUUCGGGCGGGCGCCCGGAAAAGACCAGCAUGUCUUCCCAGCCGCGCGUGAGGCUCAGCGGCUCCCCGACCUCAGCCACCUCCUCGGGGGGAGGGGGAGCCGCGGCCGUGGCGGCGACUACUACGGCGGCGACCGUGGUGGCGACGGCAGGCGGGGCAGCCGGCACCAACAGCCGCCUACAGCCCAUGCGGGCCACAGUGCCUUUCCAGCUUAAGCAGCACGGCAGCCCCACGAGGAGCGGCGGCGGCAGCAUUCCACGAGGGGCGGCGGCGGCGGCGGUAGCAGCAGCAAACGCCCCACUCCAACCGCCGCCGCCGCCGCCUCCUUUGCCUUCCGCGCGUGCCGCCAGCCCCACGCGACCGACGCUUGGUAGCGGCAACAACGCUGGCGCCCGCGGGGGCAACACCAAUCUUAGCAGCAGCAGCAGCAGCCCGGCCGUGGGUACGCAGACGCUUCUUGGGGCGGGCGGCUCCGCCACGGGGACACCCUCCUUGUCCUCUUCCUCGGGCUCCGCGCGCGGCAGCCCCACGGGCGGGGGAGGGGCGCGUAGUAGCCCCCCUCGCCUGCCGGCGCCGCCCCUACCCGGUUCGACGCCUUCGCCUUGCUCGUCCCCGGUUUCGCCGCCGGUGCCUGAAGGCAGCGCCUGUGCCGCCGUCGCCGGAUCAGGAGGAAAAAUCCGGCAUCGCCAGCGACGGCAUUCGCCGGAGCAAAACGGGGCCUCUCCGGAGAGCAAGAGUCCUAGUUCUCCUGUUUGUAAAGUAGAUAAACCACGGCCACCAUCAUCAAGCCCUUCUAGUAUUUCCCGCCGUACCCCUUCACUAGACAUACUUGCUGCACCGUAUCUUGCUGGGCAAUGGCCUCGUGAUAAUCAUGGGCAAGUCACACCUUGUAUGAGGGAUAAAGCCACACAGACUGAGAGUGCUUGGGCUGAAGAAUACUUGGAAAAGAAAAAGGGAUCUCAUAAGCGCUCGGCGUCUUGGGGCAGCACAGACCAACUCAAAGAGAUUGCCAAGUUACGCCAGCAAUUGCAAAGAAGUAAACACAGCAGCAGACACCACCGUGAUAAAGAAAGACAGUCUCCAUUCCAUGGUAAUCAUGCAGCUAUUAACCAGUGCCAGGCUCCAGUCCCAAAGAGCAUGCUGGUUCCUGUGAUACCAAUAGCUAAGUCAAGUGGAUCCCGUUUCCGUAAUAGCAUAGAAGGGCUGAAUCAGGAGAUUGAAAUAAUCAUAAAAGAGACUGGAGAGAAAGAAGAACAACUUAUUCCACAAGAUAUUCCAGAUGGGCAUCGAGCGCCACCUCCUUUAGUGCAGCGUAGCAGCAGUACUCGCAGCAUUGACACACAGACUCCGGGUGGAGCAGAGAAAGGCAGUAACAACAGCAGCCGAUCUCAGUCUAUUUCCCCUAGCUCCUUCCUGGCUAUCUCCAAUGAGGGCAGUGAGGAGAGCCCUUGCUCUGCAGACGACCUGCUUAUGGACCCCAGAGAUAAAGAGAAUGGAAACAAUUCUCCUCUACCCAAAUAUGCUACAUCACCAAAGCCCAACAACAGCUAUAUGUUCAAACGUGAACCUCCUGAAGGCUGUGAGAAAGUCAAAGUUUUUGAGGAAAGCUUGCCAAAACCUUUGCAUGAAAUUCCAGCCUUUUAUUGUCCUGACAAGAAUAAAGUUAACUUUAUUCCUAAAAGUGGCUCUGCCUUCUGCCUUGUCAGCAUUCUCAAGCCCCUUCUUCCCACACAAGAUCUUACACUCAAAGGUGCUACUCAUAAUCUGACCGUCACGACUGGUAUGACCCCCACGCUGCUGCAACCUCUUUCCAUGGCCUCCCUUUCUGCAAACACAGACCAGGAGCGGCUCUCUCGUGGAACGAGCAAAGUAAUAUCACAGAUGCCUGUGCUCCAGCAGUCAGGACAUAGCGAAGAAACUGAAGGAUAAGCUCUGCGUGGCUGUUUGGGGGGAGGGGGGCGGUUAUGGAAACAACUGUGAUUAAACUUUCCAGAUGACAUCUCUUUACAUCACAACAGACGAUCGUUCCAUAAACAGGUCAUAGGUAGUAUCAUAUACACCCUGCCAUGAAUGCCAGCCUUCUGUGAGAUCUAGGAAAAAAAGGAGCAGCCGAGAGCCAACUGCAUUUGUCUUGGGAUGAUUCAGGUGCAGACUCUGAGCAUGCUGCUUUGGUACCGUAAAGAAGGGAGAUCUCCACAACUCCUCACAACUGGAGGGACCUCUUUUUUUUUUUUUCAGAUACUUUACGUUUCAGUGUAAACUUUUGAGUUUGAACAAUGAAAAAGACAUCCCAACUUUUCUUAGCAGAAUAUCUGUUUUCAGGAGAAAAAAAAAAGGAAAUCAUUAAUUCAUAUGAAGAUAGUAUUUACAAAUGUGCAUUUUUAUUUUUAUUUUUUGAAAUUUCAUCAGGAUAAUUGCACUUUCCUUGCUACAUCUUUUUCACUGGGACCAAUGGAUUGAAACUUUUUCAGUAUUCUGUCAUAAGACCAGCUGAUUUUGCUCCUUUUCCCAGAUUAGCGUAACAUCGUUCAGACAAAGAAGAAAAGCAAUAUUGUCACAUGCUGAAGGGCAGGGGAAGGGGAAAAAAGCACAUGUGUGGAAUUUCUUGUCUGAAAAUAGCAUUUUAGUGCACUUCAGCUAAUUAUGUCGUGAUUUAUUUCUAAUGUUGUAUUUCAGGACAUGUUUCCAUCCUUUUUUCCCCAGAACGCCAACUAACUGUCACAACGGUGCCUCUUGGGACAACUUAGUUUUUUAUGUUACUGUCAAAAUCUUGAAUUGCCUUUGGCAUAUAUACCUGAUUCUAUCAUGUCUUGCCACUAUACUAUAUAAACCCUAUAGUCAUAUGAUCUUAAAGGGGCCAUGCAUGCAUGGUGGUUUUUGCUUGUCAAAGUACUGUUUUGUGGGUCUGUUGAGGGUAAUAGUUUGUCAGGCAUGAUAUUGUUGAAGCAAUUUAUUUCAAUGGACAUGUCUCCUUUUGGAGUAGCAAUAUUGUUAGGGUGUUAAGCUAAGAACCUUUUUAUGCUUUCAUUGAUGUGGCCCAUUUCAUUUUUAGUGCUUUUUUUUUAAAAUGAACUAUACUUAUGGAAGAAUUGAAGAUAAGAAAUUUCUGUUGUUACGUUUGCUUGUGAAAGGGUCUGAGCUAAUAAUGGAUAGAAAAGUGUAUUUACCAAGCUGAUUAAAUGACACAAGAUAGAGCAGUUGGGGGAAUAGUUAGAAAGAAGUUACAUUUAGAAAGCAAUAUAUUCUGGUAUCUUUAAGUAAACAAAAGUAUCAUAGCAAUGUAACCUAAUUCCAGACUGGCAGAUAAACAGACAUAGCAGCAUCAGCAUGUUUUUGAUGCAGUGUUAGUUGGAAAUGGACCACAUCCACCUCAAGUGGAUCUUCCAUUUGUUUUGCUGCAUUAGUAAUACAAUAUUUUAAAUAAUUACUCCUACAUUGUUUGGCCUCUUGGUUCUUGUUAAAAAUAAUCAACUGAGUAAAAACUUGCAUUUUGACUUACCCAGGUAGAUGGUUGCUUUGUCCACUUAACAGCAUAGGUUCUGAUGCAGAAACGCUAAUGCUAUAAUAGAGUUGUUCGUUUUUAAGGUACCAAAACACUUCUUUGCAUUUGCUACCAUAGAAGCCCCGUUCUGGUAUUUCCUGAACGCAGGGAGGGGAGAGAGGAGACUGCACUUAUAGAGCCCUCUUCUCCGCCAACUUUCUCCAGCCUGACAUAUCAGUAGAGGCUCUGAAAGAUAGCUGGACUUGCAUGCAAGAUCACGUAUGUUGUUAAUGUGAUCUUGCAUUCUGCUGUAGUCCAUUCCUAAAGCAAAUGAGGAGCAGUAUUUGCUUUUAUGGUACAUGAAUGUACCAGAAUAGAGCUCUUCCAACUUUUUUUCUGAACAUAUGGAGGUUUGUGAGAAUAGAGAUGACAUUAUAUGCCCAGGUCUGUUUUCUCUCCACUGGUCCAAGCAAAUGCAUGAAGGGGCUGGACAGACAACACUAUCCUUGUGGAAGUCUUUUUAAAGUAUUAUUUGAUUGCUGUUGUAUUUUGAUCCUAUAUUGUAUUGCUUUAUUUUUAUUUCUGUUUUAUUCUGUAUUCAGAUAUUUUAGCAGAGCAAAAUAGUCUUACACCCAUUCCACAGUCUUAAAUUUGUGGGUCAUCUAGAUUUACUCUAUGAAACAUUUAUAAUGGGAGAGCUAAGUAUUUCUUACUUGACUUAAAGGUAUUUUAAUUUUAGUUUAAAGCAGAUGUAGGUUGUGUGAGAGAACAGUAUCUUGCAAAAAAAAAAAAGGCAUUGCUCAAACAAUGUGAAGCCUCUUUUACUGCUAGACACAUAUGUGCAUUCUCAAAAUGUUUAAUGCUCCAGCUUUAUGAAACAAGAGCGUUGGGUAUAUUUGUGCAAAAGGAUAUCUGCACUUUAUAUCAACUCUUGUUGUUUCAUGUUAAGGAGCAGUUUAGAUUUGACAGAUUGUGUCAAAUCCUUCAGGGGAUUUGUGGAAAUAUUAAAGGGCCAAAUUGCAAUUAGGAAUAAUGAAAAAUAGUGGGUCUUUGAACCCAAAACACUUUGUUUUCAUGAAUCUGUGUAAGGUGUGUUCAAGUUGAAUAUAUUGAAAUCUUUUAGACAUUUUUACUGUCCUCAUUGAUGCCAGAACAUCAAUGUGUUAGUAGACAUUUGAGGCUGGCCUUCAAAUGCACAUUUAAAAAACUGACACUUCAACUUUUAUUAAGAGAACAGAAGGUAUUUAGCCCCUGUGAUUGUAAUAAAUUAAGGAUUUAUAUGUCAUCACCAGCAAGGGCUUGAUUAAAAUAUUUCCAUUUUUAUGCAGUGAGAGGACUCAAUUGAUUUGCAGCCACAAGAUGUUAGCUCAUAGCAACCAUAGUUUUUGUUUAAAAUGGCAGUUUUGAUGUUUCUUCAAACCUCAUAUUAGCUGUCUGUGUGGUAAGUUACCCUUCUGUGGUAUGCAAGCAUUUAAGCUAAUGAUUUCAAGAGAGGUAGGAAUGAUAAAGUACAAGGAAAUUUGUAAAAACAAGGCAGAGAAGUCGGGACUCUUUUCCACAGUCAGAGGCAUUGUACUUCCAAGUCACUUGGAGAGCUCCAAGUAUUCUCUCUCUUCCAAAUGCAGCUAAAGAACUUGGGAGAUUGUUGAGAAGCAUUUUCCAGGGGUUGGUUUGAGAAAGAAGAUGGUUUCUUUGCCUUUUAUGAUUCAUGGUUAAUAGUUCAUGAGGCCUACUAUCUAUUUGAAAAAAAAGAGAAAGGAUAAUUCCUCUUAUUCCUAAAGGCAGUCCCCAAAGUGGAACGGGGUGUUCUUCAUGUACCCUUGGCCCUUGCUCUCUUUUGUCGGAGAGCUGCCAAUAUUCCCUGCUUGCAGUCACGGGAGUACAUCUUAUUUUCACCCAGCGUGUAGAGAAGCAGCAACAUUGAGAGAAGGGGAGAAGAAAAAUUGGGAAAAUGAAAGAAAGCAAAAUAGAUUUAAGGACAGGUUUCAAAUGGCAAAAUGAGAUUCAAUGAACAACACAUAAAGGAAGACACACUUCUUUCUUUAUCUCUGUGCCUCUUUGCAAGUUAGUUAAAAAUGUAUACUACAUGAGUUGCAAGUUUUUGGAGUUGAAAAUCAAGAAAAAGACAGAAAAAUAGUGGCCUGUUUAAUAUAGAAGUUGUUUGCUGACAUGAAAAUUGAACAGAAGUGGUCAUAUGGCAAAGAUUCCUGAAAUCUGUCAAAAAAAGAAUCAUUGUAUCCUGUAUUUGGAAAUAGAAAUUACAACGUCGUAAUGUAACAUGUGAAGACAUUAAAAAUCUAAUGUCUUCAACUGAUUUGUGAUCAUGUUCAGUGUAGCAUAUAACAAAGUGCAUUAUUAAGAACUGACUAAAUAUUUGCUGACUAUUUUCUACACAUUGGUUAUAAAAGAUAAGAGAAAAGGGGAUUCUUGCCAGAUCAAAAUUCAUCAAUAGGCCUGCUCUGGACUGUAGUAUAUAGUUUAUUUCCAUCACCAACAGAAUAAACAAUGAUAUGGAGAACAUUGAUAUUGCUUUGUACACCCUAAUAAUAUUCUGUUCAUGUUUUUGGAGUGCAUUUAGGGAAAAGAGGAAACCUUAAUAAUGAGAAGUCUAAAGAUAGCAUUGAAUUUUGCCUUGGUGGGUUGUUUGUUACUCUAAGGCAGGGGAGUACUUUAAAUGAUACAGAUAGCAAAGUUCUGCCCUGCAAAGGCCUUGGAGAACAAUGCAGGUAUUCCUCAACUUAUGAUCACAAUUGAGUCCAAAAUUUCCAUUGCUAAGCAAGACUUAAGGUAAGUUUUACCCCAUUUUAUGAGCUUUCUUGCCACAGUUGUUAAGUGAAUUGCUGCAGUUGUUAAGUUAGUAACAGUUGUUAAGUGAAUCUGCCCCCCCCCACUAACUUUGCUUAUCAGAGGGUCACAAAAAAAUCUCACAUGACCCAGGACACUGCAGCGGUCAUAAAUAUAUCCCAGUCACACAACCUACAAUAGUCAUAAGUGUGAAAAACAGUCAUAAGUCACUUUUCUCAGUGCUGUUCUAACCAAAUAGUCAUUGAAUGGUUGUAAAUCAGGGACUACCUGUAACAAAUUGCAUAUAUACUUAAUGCUUACAACAUAAGAUGCUGCAAUUUUUACUUCAGUUUGCACCAAUGCUAGUCAUCAUAGAAAAAAAACAUUAUUUCUGAUGACGUGGUUGUCUGCUUAUGUAAGCUAUUGGUGACUUGAAACUGGAUCCUAUAGAGAAGUUUUGUGGUUGAUUUUCACGUGAAGGUAGCUGCACCACUUGACUAGACAGCAAGUUUGAAGAUUUUUAUGUUUUAUAGUACAUACUUCAGCAUAAAACUAUUCAACUACACUUGUGGCUAAUUGAAGUCAUACGUAGAAUAUCAAAAAACAUCAAAAAGAUCAAAUUACUCUCUGUGACUUCCUGUCUCUGUUUCUCUCACACACAUGAAUAACUAAUUUUCAAACGUGAGUUAGUGAGCAGGAAUGUUUUUAUGAGUUCUGGUUUCAAAUGCCAAUAAAAUGUUCAUGAAGUUGUAUCUUUCCUCCCACUCUACUUCUACCUAAAUAUUGUAUAAGUAACCUCUUUACAGCAGUUCACUGCCAGUAGUAUGGGGUGUAUUUUCCUUCCAGGUUCAUCUUUUCUUGCUAGAGCCAGUACUAAGGAUAAAGGUGUUACAGCUAUGUGCUAUAAUUGCAAAGGCCAAUUAUGUUUGAAUAUGUAAGAUUUUUUAAAAUUUUUCUUCUCAGUGCACACUGGUGUGUUUGGGCAUUUGUUUUUCUAUUGUUUUUAUUUUAAUGAUUGAUGUACAAUAUGUCAACAAGAAAUUUUAUUGAAUUUUUUUACAAAAAAAAAUGUUUUCCUCACCUUUAUGGAACUUGUACACUUUCAAUAAAUACUUCAACAAAA
Crotalus tigris (Tiger rattlesnake) is the source of this 7458-nucleotide messenger RNA. It is a transcript of the gene FAM117B, whose product is annotated as family with sequence similarity 117 member B. The transcript is spliced from 8 exons. The record is from RefSeq and is a predicted model, not a curated record. Bases 101 to 1999 code for a protein of 632 amino acids. Lineage: Eukaryota; Metazoa; Chordata; Lepidosauria; Squamata; Viperidae.